AACCGAUUGAUUAGGUCUCGAACGAGCUGGACCUAUCACUGUGCGCUGCGCCUUUAGUCGUUUCAUACAGUCAUGGACGAAGACGCAGUACCAUCGUCUCUGGAGGAGGCUGUGAGAAUAGACCCGGCAACACUACGUCAAAACAAGUACGUUUCAGAGGAAACUCUCAAGAGUAUAUCCUCUCACAAAGGUAUCGUUGGGACAAUCUUGACCGACAGCCUUGGAAUCCCCAUCAAGAGCUCCAUGGACCACGCCACAACGACACAGACAGGUACUUAUUCGUGCAGUACGCAAGAUACGUCGCUCUGAUCGUGAUGAAAUCUAAGAACUUGGCGGCCGAUAUCGAACCAACUGACACCAUGAUGUUGGUGAGAGUGAGAACGAAAUUACACGAGCUCAUUGUUGUCCCCAGCGAAGACUACUACAUUAUAAUCGUCCAGAAAGUGGUAGUGGGCGACGAGCACCAGCACCAUCAACACCACCACCAGCGCCAAUAGCAAUAAUAAGAAAGAAGCGAAUCUGGAAGGGAAUAUUCUACCAUUCACAGGGCCCUGUUAAAAUUUGGCUACCGCGUAAUAGGGUUAGGGCGUGUGUCGUGAGCUCACGCGAGGGAUUCGCCACAGGUGAGAGCGCCGGAUCGACGAAUGCGGCAGGAUGUCGCAAUGUGGCAGCGCUGGAGCUGAGAUUCAAGCGGCAGCGGCGUCAUGAGGUGUGGAUUGGAAUCGAGCGACUGGAAUUUGGCAAUGAGAGUGCUCCUCCUGCUGCUGCUGCUUCCCCUGCUGUGGUAUCGAGCUGGAUCUGCGAGCGCGAGCGAUGCUAGAGGCGAUGGCGAUGGCGGUAGCAGCAUAGGGGCCGAUGCGUUAGAGAUUCUUGAGGCGGCGGCGAAGAAUGGGAGUGGUGUGGAGGGAUUUGGCGGUGCUGCGAAUGGGACUGGAGGGAAUGCUACUUUCUCUGUUAGGUGGGACGUCAAGAGCAACGACACAAGAAACAAGGAGGUGAACGACAAGGCGAGCCAGAUAGUCAAGAAUGUGGAGAAGCUUUUUGAUUCUCUGGAGGAUGACAGCCAGAAGGAAGCGGGCAAGUUUAACGACACGAUUGAGAACCAAGGUGGUGUGCUCGAGACUGUUGCGAGAGUCGGCAAGCACUCCAUGGACGAGGAGGAGCCCGGGAGCAAUGGCAAAGAGAGCGAGCAGCAGUCUGGCAAAGAUGACAAGCCGGACGAAGAGAAAGCGAUCGGUCCAGAAGGGGUGGUGGUGGUGCCACAGCAGCAGCAGACUAAUGCCACUGCCGAGAAACAAGACGAGCGAAGUGAUAGUAGUGCCACAUUGGAGCAUCCUUCCAUUUUGCCGCAUCCAAGUCCAAACGCUACGACUAUCGGUCAGAAGCCCGGUGGUGAGAAGAAGAACUCCACGGCAGGAAAAGACAAUGGGCGACGCUACCAGUCGGAGGACGUUGCUCGGUUGAUCGACAGAGACGACAACGAGUACGUUAUCAGUCAUCCCGGGAAGAGGUCUCAGAUGCAGUUUCAGGAGGACUUGAUGUUGAUCCGGGACAUUGUCGUCGUCAUGGUUGCGUCCGCGCUUGGAGCUAUCGUUUUUGCGUUCCUGGGACAGCCCGUGAUCCUGGGCUACCUUGCUGCUGGGAUGUUCGUGGGACCAGGUGGUCUCCACCUUGUUCACGAGCUCGUCCAGGUGGAAACACUCGCUCAGUUCGGUGUCAUAUUCUUGCUAUUCGCUCUCGGCGUGGAGUUUAGCGCGACAAAGAUGCAGGGAGUGAAAGCCGUGGCUUUAGGCGGGGGCUGCAUCCAAAUCCUCACGGCGAUGGUGCUUGGGGCCCUGCUCUCCACGACGGUUCCGCAGGGUAUCUUCAUUGGGGCUUUUCUGUCCAUGUCGUCCACCGCGGUCGUGGUAAAAUGCAUGAUGGACGCCAACAUGGCCGGCACGGAACACGGUCAGAUACUACUCGGCACGCUUAUUUUCCAAGACUGCGCUUUGGGGCUCUUGCUAGCCGUCAUGCCGGCACUCGCGGCCAAAGGCAGCAGCUCCUGGACGAUCCUGAUUGCAUUGGCAAGGGAGUGUCUUUUGCUGUCCGGUUUUUGUGCGGUGGCCUGGAUCGCCUCCAAGUUGGUUGUUUCACGGUUGCUUUCGGCUCUCAGCCGCUUGUCGAAGAACAGCUCCGAGUUGUACCAGCUAGGAAUCGUUGGACUUUGUCUGAGUAUAUCCAUGCUAAGUCAAAGCCUCGGGCUCGGGCUUGAAGUUGGCGCUUUCGUCGCGGGUCUCAUGCUAUCAGGUGGAACGUAUAGCGAGAAAACUCUCCACCACGUCGAGCCAAUACGGAAUAUAUUUGCCUCGCUUUUUUUAGCUUCUAUCGGCAUGGUCAUGCACCCCGUAUUUCUCUGGCAGCACAAAGAUAUUCUACUGGGGUCACUCGCGGUUCUGUUCUUCGGCAAAACAUUCUUGAUCGCUAUAGUGGUCUGUGCAUUUGGCUACAGCACUCCUAUAUCUGUGAGCGUUGGCAUUGCUCUCGCACAGAUCGGGGAAUUCUCGUUUGUGCUGCUGAGCCGUGCUCAAGGCCUGGGACUAGUAUCCAGAAAGCUCUACCUCCUCUUGAUGGGUACCAGCGCAUUCAGCCUUGUCCUCACUCCAUUUGCGUUCAAGCUCGUCGCCCGCCUUGUACCCAGGGAGAAGAAAAGCCAGUACGCACUUUUCAACUUACCAGUGCAUGGCUUCGGUUACCACUUGGAAACAGGUGACAAGAAGCAGCACACCGAGGAUAAUCUCGAGGACGAGAAGGACCUUCUCAAUCAACAAAGUAAGCCGAGUGAAGGGAAAGACGCCGAAGAUGCUCGAGAGAAGUUAUUCCCACAAGUCACGUUGCGGAGACCAUUUUCACAAGUGUUUAGUGGACACUGGAGGUGAACAGGUAAGUGUACAUUAACAUCAGAAGCCAGUGGGUAAGGGAUUCUUUUUCCCGUUACAAUAAUCGCCGUUCUCUUCUAGUUUUUUUCUUUUUUUUUCUCAGUUUCGAAGUCUUGUUUUCUAUUCUUCUGUAACAAAUUUUUUCAGGCAAUUGUAUAGAGGUUUCAGUUA
Messenger RNA from Selaginella moellendorffii, 3089 nucleotides. RefSeq names its product K(+) efflux antiporter 5. NCBI's taxonomy places the organism in Eukaryota, Viridiplantae, Streptophyta, Lycopodiopsida, Selaginellales, Selaginellaceae. Gene Ontology annotation, cellular component: membrane. Gene Ontology annotation, molecular function: potassium:proton antiporter activity. The record is from RefSeq and is a predicted model, not a curated record. The coding region runs from base 705 to 2918 and encodes 737 amino acids. Gene Ontology annotation, biological process: proton transmembrane transport; potassium ion transmembrane transport. The transcript has 10 exons.